UCAUUAAAGACUCGUUUAAAAUGAACGAAUCGUUCCCUAUUUUCUGUCUAUGACUUAUUUCCUUAGUCUCUCUCCCUGCUUUAUUUUUUGUGAUGAAAAAUUAUUACAAAUAAUAAUAUCUGUAUUGCCAAAGCAAUUACAAACAAAUGGUAUUAAAUGCUCCCUCCAAAGAUGUUGUGCGACAAAUAUGCAUGGACAGUUUCCCGGCGCAAGCGCACAAGUCGCAGAGUCUGAUGGACAGAACUGCUCGAGCCCUGUCUGUGUCCAACAGUGAGGCCAUUCAGGUUCUGACGGCAUUUCAUUUGCUGUCGCAUCAUGUGAUCUUCCACAAUUUCACAGCACCGGAACAAAUCCAGUCCGUUUUCCCAGCAACGUUCCACUCGAACCUCAAAAACCUUAUCACCAAGAUCCUGCUGGAACAAAGUGUAACAUGGAGAAAUGAGGCUUUGUCCAGUCAGAUCUCUUUGCCUCAGCUCAGAGAUUUGGAAUGGAGGGUGGACAUGAAGACGGCGUCUGACUCCGUGAGCCGCAUGGCCGUGCCUACCUGCAUCCUGAACAUGAAGAUCCAAGACGAUGGCAACGUGAGCAGCAGCCCUAACGAGUCUUCAGUCACUGUGGAACUGAGCAAAGAAACACUGGACACGAUGCUAGACGGCCUGGGACGCAUCCGAGACCAGCUGUCAGCCGUGGCGGGGAAAUAACUGGAGGGGAUCUGAACAUUAGUGUCAUUAACAAAUCAUUUACAUUUGUACAACUCACACAGUCAGAGUACUGGGGUAUGGAAUGAGAGAUUUAUAUACAUUUUCUUGUCAUGAAAAACAGCUUGUUUAUAGUUACGUGUACAGAAUAUACAAUUAUUUGCCUAAUGAUUUGUAACCAAUAUUGAAUAUGAAUUUGGGAGAAAAUGUUUUUUCUUCUUAAAUAAAUGCUGCAUUAAAAAUA
This is a messenger RNA of Silurus meridionalis, 942 nucleotides long. RefSeq names its product COMM domain containing 9 (gene commd9). The transcript is spliced from 6 exons. The coding region runs from base 147 to 701 and encodes 184 amino acids. Lineage: Eukaryota; Metazoa; Chordata; Actinopteri; Siluriformes; Siluridae. The record is from RefSeq and is a predicted model, not a curated record.